AUGAUGGGCUCUCCCUCCUCUUCUGCUAGCCCCUUGAUGAAGAAGCAGAGCUCGGGGCUGGCUUCCAGCCGGUCGGAGUUCAGAGGUAUCAACAUCUCCGUCGCCUCCUCCGGCGCCAGCGCCGUCACCACCUCCCGAACGCUUUUCCCCUUCCAGCCCGUCGCGCGUAAGCACCUCCGACGCCCUCCCCAGGGAUGAUGGAAACCAUCGAUUUCUUAAAUUUGCGCUGUGGUUUGCAGGCCGGAUCUGUCCGUUCACGGGGAAGAAGACAAACAAAGCGAACAAGGUGUCCUUCUCGAACCACAAGACGAAGAAGCUGCAGUUCGUGAAUCUGCAGUACAAAAGGGUUUGGUGGGAAGCGGGGAAGCGAUACCUCAAGCUCCGGCUCUCCACCAAGGCCCUCAAGACCAUCGAGAAGAACGGCCUGGACGCGGUCGCCAAGAAGGCUGGGAUCGAUCUCCGCAAAGAGUAA
Messenger RNA from Spirodela intermedia, 472 nucleotides. NCBI's taxonomy places the organism in Eukaryota, Viridiplantae, Streptophyta, Magnoliopsida, Alismatales, Araceae. The record is from the annotation of a GenBank genome assembly.